Molecule: messenger RNA, 4005 nt
Organism: Cinara cedri
Lineage: Eukaryota; Metazoa; Arthropoda; Insecta; Hemiptera; Aphididae
Source: the annotation of a GenBank genome assembly
AUGGAUAAUUGUCAUCAUGAGACCGAAGAGCUAUAUAAUUAUUACAGAACUCAGACACCCGCUCAGUGGCUGGACAACAGUUGCCUGGAAAUAUCCGUGGCCGAGAAACAACAAGAAUUUGCGCAAAGGUUGGCGCUCCAAGCCGAUCGACUGAUAGGUCGGUCCAAUGAAUCGGUGUUGAAAAAAGAAUCGGAAGUCGAUCACCGGUCCAAAGUAACGGUCAAAGACGUGGAAUACAAGUGUGAUGAGAUCGAAAAGCAAAAGCACAAUGUCGUGGAAGAAAUCGAUUUGCUGGUGGCCUGCCAGAAGCGCAUCGAAUACGUUAUCAACAAUUUUAGUGCCGAAGCGCUCGACGCCAUUGCGGAGUGUCUUAGGCUAAGGUAAGCGGGCAUAUAAGUAGGUACAGAAAAUCAAACAUCCAAUCGAUUAAUGAACACAUAUAACAAUUCGAAAAAAAUUAUUGUACGCGUAUGUAUCCAGCGCGACGGCAGUGGCGCGAAACUAAGUAGAAAAAAAAAAAUAGCGUAGUAGCCACUAACGUAUAGUAAACCGAGUUGUACCAUUUGAAAACCGUACUAAUUUAUGUGUUAAUCCAUCGGCCGGUUCUACAGGCCAAACGGCUAAACCUAUAAGGUCAUAUAAGGUGUCAAUCGAUCGGAAAUAUUAUGCAGAUGGGAACGACGGAAGAACUCGCGAGCAGAUUGGUUUGGUGGAUUAAAAGUUACAACCGAAAAAUGUUCAGGUACUUUCAAAUCCGAUUUUCCGUAAUCGACGAAAACAUCGUAAAAUAUCUGCACUCGUUGCUGCGGCGACGACGACGUAAAAUAUAAUUGUCCCCCGAUCGGCCGGUUGUCCAUCCCGCUGCUUUCGUUGCUACGACGACGACGACGACGCCGUUCCCUGCUCUGUCAUUAGGUUUAUAUUUAACGACCAGUUUCGAAUUCAAAAUUCAUCUACAGCUUUAACAAAGUCAAAUAACAUCGCGACUUUUUUUUUUUUUUUUUUUUUUAAAUAGCUGCUAUCAAAUCGAAAACAAUGCGUUAUAACGCCGUGUAAAAAAAAAGCCAAGUUAAAAAAAAUUAAAUUAAGUAAUAAUUCAUAAAUUCAUAGGCAUGAGAAGGCCUCUUUUUCAGGGUAUGCAGAAGGCUGCCACUAGCGCUCUUAAAAGUUAUUUUUAAGCUCGUAAAACACUAAUUAAAAAAUUGACACAAAUAUUGAAAUGCGUCUUACCAACUAUUCAAUUAAAAAUGUAAUUUUUACUUAAAAUUCAAAUUGAAUUGCGACAUUUUAUCUACUUGGUAAAUAUAUAGGUUAUUUUUUGAUUUUCGAGACGGCAUUUAAAAUAGAAACGAUUGACUAGGUAAACAAUUUUUUAACGAUUUUUUCACAAUUUUGUUAUUUUAAAUAAGUACCUACUACUUUCUUAGCACAAAUAUGGAUCCAUUUGAAAAAUAACAACAAGAUACCAUAUUUUUGUUGUAUUUUUUUUUUUUUUAAUAAGCGUUUUGAAAUCAAAUUUAAACGAAAAACGCAAAAAAAAUGACUGCACACAAAUUAUGUAUUACCGAACUGCGCUCGGAAUUUUCUUUCGUCAGCAAUGGUUUAUCGUUGCUUACAGAUAUAAAUGAAAUAACCGUAUGUAUCCUACCUUCCCAAUUUCCCACCUACUCCAGUAUCAGCUCUUUUUUUAUACACGGAGUUAUAACGAAGUGUUUUUGGUGUGAUAUUUAUAUAUAUGUAUAUAUACAUAUGCAUACAUACAGAAAGUGUCGGGCAAGCAUAGACUUGAUAUUCGACAACGUCGAAGAGCAACUGAUACGAGAACGCGAACUGAUCUUGAUUGUCAAACUACAGCUAGAAGAUUUAUUCGACAAAGUUAUGAUACAGAUCAGAAAACUAAGAAAGUUCGAUGUCGACUUGGGCGAGGAUUUACACGGCAAACUGGAAACGUUAAAAAUUGAAAAUCACGGCAGAACGUUCAACGAAAAAAACAUCGACCUAUGCAUUUUGGACGAUCAACACGUAAUCGAAGAGGCGUAUGGUUUUUUUUUUUUUCUUAUCCAAAUUAUUAUUAUUUUGCAUUACAUACUAUGAAACGUCCAUUGACGGUUGUUUUCUUCCAGGAAAGUAUCCCUAACGAAUUGGAACCGUUAUAGUACGGAAUUAAUAUUGGCGGCCAAUCAAGCACUAGUCGAAAGUCGGCCCACUCGCGUGAGUUUCGACAAUAUUUCCACUAAAUUGAUCGCCGACUUAGCGGUGCAAGCGGAAGUGGUUAACAAAGCUAUUCGUUUGCGAGUGGUGGAUUAUCAAGAAGUGAUAGUAAAAUUGAAAACCCAAAGGGCCGAGGUGAUAAAAUAACGAUAUAAUAGGCGAUAAUAUGUUAUAAUGACAGUCCACAUAAGUAUGGGGGAAGAAAAGCGAGUUGUGAUCAUUUUUUUUUUUUUUUUGGUUCUUUAAUAAUUAAUACAUACAAGUUUGCGUUCAAAUUUGACACUAAAUAGGUGUAGUAUGUUAUUAUAAUAAUUCAGAUAAUAUUCUAAACUAAUUCUAAGCGAAGAUAUGUAUAGCGUAUGAAUGAAACUGCUCGUAUUUUGAUUUCAUUCAGUCUCAUCCGGUUUCGUUUGUUAUAGUCACGAGAUGCGUGGUCGGAGAGUUUAUUUAUAAGUUAUUUAAUAACGAAAACGAAAGAGUAUAACCGAUAAAUUAAAGUGUGUAUACACCCAUCCGGAAUUUUAAAAUUAAGGGACGAUAUGAUGAGAGCCGGACGGAAAAUUCUACCAGUCAAACGGUUUAUAAUAAUGGACGUGACACUCGUCUACGAUCCGAUUAACUGUUCAUAUAGAGAGUGAUAGUUGGAUAGCAGAGAGUAUCCAUGACUCACGAGAGGGCGCGGUUUAUAACUUUAAUAUUUUUUGAAAUAUUAUAUUAGAUAAAAAUGUACAGCAAAAUGAUCACUCGCUUUUUUCCCGUGCCUUGGUCCGCGCGCGCGACAUACUCACCUACACGCAGAGUAAUCAAUAUAACGUAAAAUACUCAUUAUCUCGGAAAAAGUAUUGAUUUUUUUCGGAAUUUGUUUUUCGAAACUGUAAGCGAUAAGCGAGUGGCUCUAUAUGAAAUUUCACGUUCCCGUUGUUUUCUGUUGACUUUUUUUGGGAGGGAACGAAACAAUUACCUACUUUUAAUCGAUCAAAUGGAUGGAUUAGUUAUUAAAAUACAUUUUGGAGUUGGCAUUUUCGAUUUCCGUCAUCCCGUUGACGAGAUAUUCCAGUUUGAAAUUUGUAAUACUAUUUAAACGCCGCGCGCCUACUGCUACACAAAUUAUAAUACAUAUACUCUCCCGCUGCAGAAAAUUAGAAGUAGAAUGUGUCGACAUCGGGUUAACGUUCCGAAACUUAACUCGAUUAAAACUAAUACUUCAACUUUUUGUUGAAUUUUUAACCUAGGUAAUUGGGUUACCGUUUAAAAACCAAAAGAAAGUAGUGAUUUCACUCCGGAAAAUAAAGGCAAUGUAACUUUUAGAGCGGAACAACAUAAAAAUAAAAAAUCAAUAAAUAAAUACUUUCCGAGAUAAUGCGUGUCGUUGUGUUGAUUAUUUGUCGUUAUAUGGAUAUACCUGCUCGGUAUUAAGCUAUUGGAUUUUCGCAGAUCAUAAAGAACUUGAAAAUCGUCGAGGAGUCGAUUGAAAAACUUCAUAAGGCCAUCGACGAAAAAGCCACACACAUAGCGUUGGUGACCACGCGAUUAUUAAAUCGGAGUCACCGCGAAGGGAUAAACUUGUGCCGGGACGAACUGGAAGUAAAACUGCGCGAAGAAGAGACCGAGUUAUUGGACGACUUGAAUAAUUUAAAAACGCUUUUGACCGAGAGUGUCACGUGCCACCGACGGCUCGGACAGUCGAUUGCCCGUAUCGACGCACAGCUGCAGGUCAAAGAAAAUUCGUUAAAAAUCGACAACGUACUGUGUCUCGAACAACGAAAACGCAUCAACUAUGACAAUAUUUUUUAA